Messenger RNA from Notolabrus celidotus (New Zealand spotty), 3581 nucleotides. It is a transcript of the gene pde5aa, whose product is annotated as phosphodiesterase 5A, cGMP-specific, a. The record is from RefSeq and is a predicted model, not a curated record. Gene Ontology annotation, molecular function: 3',5'-cyclic-GMP phosphodiesterase activity; protein binding. The coding region runs from base 353 to 3193 and encodes 946 amino acids. Gene Ontology annotation, biological process: signal transduction. NCBI's taxonomy places the organism in Eukaryota, Metazoa, Chordata, Actinopteri, Labriformes, Labridae. The transcript is spliced from 20 exons.
GAGGUCAAAUGCACUGGAGAAAAUGGAAAGGGGCUGGCUGAUCUAUGAGCACAUUCUCGAAGGUGCAAAUUCACAUUUUGGACCCAGUCCAUUCAUUGUAUAACGAAGUUUAAAUCGGUCUCAUAUAACGAAUAGCAGCCUACCUGUGCCGCCAGAUGGACUAAGAAAAGGUCAGGGAUUACCUUGACGCAAGCUUUUUUCCACGGGCUCGUCGGGUAUACAACACUCUCCUCCCUGGCGCACUGCUGUAGUCUGUCUGGGCUCCUCCACAUGGCACGUGUUUCUCCGAACUGACUCCGAUAACCUCAAACUGAGUUUGGUGGAUCUUUUCUCGCUUUACCUGAGCGAGGGGAUGCCCUGCCUGCAAUCUGAGUUGUUAGAGUUCAUGGAGUCUGACAGUGCGACUCCUGCCAGGGCAUCAUUUGAAGCUGCUGUGAUGACACAGGAGUUCCCCCGCAGAGAGAAAGAGACGAAGCCGCUGAUGAUGAGGGGCAUGGGCUGGUUCUUCUCCCCGCUGUGGAGCCCGCGGUCCAAGACGCGUAAAAAGAGGUUUGAGGACGGUAUGAAGCGAGACCAUGUAGAGGCAUGGCUAGACGACCACUCUGAUUUCACGAGAGCCUACUUUUUACGCAGAGCUUCUGUGGUCAGUUCACAGACAGAGACGUCCCCUCAACUGCCCAGGCUUCCUAAGAGCAGCUCAGACCACUCUGGCUUGCUCAUGAAGGCUCCCCCUCAUCGCAGAGGUUCCUCCCAAUUCAGCGGCCCACAUUUGAACAUUUCCUCUACAUCAGACAGGCUCAAACCCCUCACUUCCAACCGCGGUGCCUCAGAGUGGAUCGAUUGUUUCAGUCCUGAUGUGGGCUGUCACUCCCCUCUCUCCCCUCGCUCCUCUCGCUUCACCUUCUCUCCUUGCCUUCCUCUUUCUCCCAUAUGCCCCAGUUCUCCUGAAUUAUCCCACUCCCCUCCUCAACAGCAGCGUCCCACUGCCACAUCGACUACAGCCUGUGGAAAUGGCGAGUGGUGCCCGUGGAUAAUGGAGCUCCUGCGAGGAGGUCUCAGCUGGGUGGGUUCUGUGGCAGAGCUCUGCCACGGGGCUGUCCUGCACUCUGGGGAGUUGAUGGAAGCAGAGGGUUGCUGCCUUUCUCUAGUGAAAAAAGACUGUGGUGGAAGGAGCACAUUGGAGGAGGCUGUUGCCUUGAUGGAGUUGGGGUGUUUUAGUGAAAGGAACCUCUGCAGCCAUGCGCACAUGGAGCUGGUCAAGGGCAUCAUGGGUUGUGUACUGGCUACUGGGUCACUGAUGAACUUGAAAGAUGUAUCAGAGGAUCCCAGAUUUGAAAUAGAUGAUGAUCAGUCAUCAAAGAUCCGGAGCAUUUUGUGCAUUCCCAUCAAAAACCACAGAGGAGAGGUGGUUGGUGUAGUGGUUAUGAUCAACAAGAUAAGUGGUGCUGAUGGAUCAGUUUCUGUUUUCACCAACAUGGAUGAAAAGGUACUCUCUAAUCACAUGGAUGUGUUGGGGAUGGUCCUGGAUAAUGUUCAGUUGUAUGAGAGCUCUAGACAGGAAGCCAAACGGAGUCAGGCCCUGAUAGAGAUGGCAGAGGUACUGUCAAAGGAGCACCAAUCAUUCGAAGUUUUACUAAGUAAGAUGGCUGCCACCAUCAUGCCCUUCACACGUGCUCAGUACUGCACCAUCUUCAUCCCCAACGAUCAAGACAAGGAUUCAUUCUCCAGAGUGAUCCACUUAGAGUGUGAAGAGCUUGGAUCUACCUGCCAGAUCUACAGGAGGGAGCAUGACAUCAGCGAUAUUGACCAGACAUACGCCCGUCGCACUCUGUCUGCUAUGGAAACGCUCAAUAUGUCGGAAAGUUGCGAAGAAUCAAUGAAGAGUCUGAUAUGCUGCCCUGUCAGAAAUGAGAUGUCUGAAGAUGUUAUUGCGGUGUGCCAGCUUAUGAGCAAAAGGUGCAGAGACUCAGACGAGUUGGAGGCCUUUAACAGAUAUGAUCAGCGCCUACUAGAAGACCUGGCAGUAUACUGUGGCCUGGCCCUGCAAUAUGCUCAGGCCGUGCAGAUCACUGAGGAGCGGAGAGCCAGUAUUGAGGUCACACAGGAGGUUCUUGCAUAUCACAUCACAGCAGCAGAGCAGGAAGUCCAAGCAUUGCAGGAGGCUUCGAUUCCCUCUGCCAAAUCCCUGCAUAUUCUGGACUUCCAUUUCUCUGGUUUUGGUCUGCCAGAAGAUGUAACCUCUCAGGCCACCGUUCGUAUGUUCCUUGACCUCAACUUGGUGCAGGAUUUUAACAUCGAUUACAAGAGUCUCUGCCAGUGGGUCCUGACUGUGAGACGUGGUUACAGGAACAGUGUGCCUUAUCACAACUGGAGCCAUGCACUGAGCACUGCUCAGAGCAUGUUUGCCAUUCUCACGGCCACAGACCAACUCCAGACAAUCUUUUCCCGUCUGGAGAUUUUUGCAUUGAUGAUAUCCACUUUGUGUCAUGAUAUUGACCACAGAGGAGUCAGCAACUCUUACAUAGAAAGGAGUCAGCAGCCUUUAGCUCAGCUGUAUGGACACUCUACUCUUGAAAAUCAUCACUACAACCUGUGCCUCUUCAUCCUGAACAACACUGGGAGUCAGAUUCUCAGCGGUCUCUCUCCAGAGGAUCACAGAUCUGUACUACAGAUGAUCAAAAGGGCCAUCCUCGCCACUGACCUGACUGUCUUUAUGGAGAGGAGAAAAGAGUUCUUCAGUCUUACUAAGAAAAGUAAAGUGAGUUGGAAGAGUGAGAAACAAAGAGAUUUAUUGAGGUCAAUGUUGAUGACAGCCAGUGACCUCUCUGCUAUCACAAAGCCUUGGCAAGAACAAAAAAGGAUUGCCAACUUGGUUGCCACUGAGUUCUUUGCGCAAGGGGACAGAGAGAAAGAGGAGUUCAAAAUCAAUCCUGUUGGCAUAAUGAACAGAGCGAACAGUACUCGUCUGCCAUACCUGCAAGUUGAAUACAUAGACGACAUCUGCUAUCCACUCUACAAGGCUGUUUCGUCACAGUUUGAUGCGUGUUCCCCGCUGCUGAUUGGAUGCAAAAAGAACCGAGAAAACUGGAAGCAGCUUGCUAGGGAAGCCGAGGAAGACAGUGAAAAUAGUUUUUGCAGUGUUACCCUGGAAGCUCAUGAGGACGAUGAGGAAAAGUUACAGACAGAGGAAUAGAGGAGAUAGCAGAAGAUUAAGAUGACAUAGCUUUUGGACCCCUAAAGAGUUUACCCACCCAUACUUGUUCCUCAUCUUCUCUCGGACAACUUUUCACUGAAUGUUGCCCUGUUCCUGACACAUGAACUUUAACUACAAAUGAUGUCAGUGGAAUUUACUCUAGUACACUAUUGUUUAAGUAAUGCUGCAGGUAUGACCGAUUAUCUCCAUACUGUGUAAUGAAUGCAUACCCAGAUGUUCAAAUGCAUAAUGGGUUGAAUGUGUAUAUGAUAUAUCAUGUUGCAUAUAUGCAUCAAACCAGAGGGUUACUUUUUGUGAGUGGCUGUUUUCUGUUAUGUAACAAUUUUAGACAAAGUAAUAAAGUUUCUCAUCAUAAAUAACAAUUACA